Messenger RNA from Thamnophis elegans (Western terrestrial garter snake), 1799 nucleotides. It is a transcript of the gene TEX9, whose product is annotated as testis expressed 9. Bases 423 to 1583 code for a protein of 386 amino acids. The transcript has 11 exons. NCBI's taxonomy places the organism in Eukaryota, Metazoa, Chordata, Lepidosauria, Squamata, Natricidae. The record is from RefSeq and is a predicted model, not a curated record.
GGGGGCGGGGCCAGCGGAGGGAGCGCGCGCGUCCUCCGGCUGUCCGGCGCGGAAAGCAAAGCGGCGUGUCCCCCCCCCCCCACCCCCACCCCCACCCCGCGCGAGGGUCCCGGAGCGCCGCGAGGCCCCUUCCCGGCGGAGGAUUCGCCAGUAGCCGUGCGGACCCUCCAUCGGCGGGGCGGCGGCUUCCCGCAGACUCCGUGGCCGUCGCUCACUGGGGGCCUUCGGGGGGCUGCACUAGAAGACCCCCGAGGCCCCCUCCGGCCGCGUUCGAGGGAAGCGGCGCUCUCCGCCCGGGCACCUCCGGGGGCAGCGCGGGAGCCGAGUCAGGGGACGGGAGGGGCGAGCCGGCGGACGGCCACUCCCAGGGCCCGGCGAGCGAGCAGGCCGGCAGCGGCGCGGUUGCCUAGCGACGGUGGGCCAUGGCGGCGGCCGGGGAGCCCUCGGGGGAGCAGCCGGCCCGGCCUCGCAGCGCCGCCCCCCUCCUGGCCCGCGAGGAGGAGUACAGGCGGCUGAACGCGGCGCUGGAGGCGAAGGCGGCGGCGGUGAUGCGCCAGGCGGAGGAGCUGAUGAGGGACCGACGGGAGGCCCUGGCCAGGCCCGUCUCGGCCCGCGGGGACGCGCCGGAGGAGGAGGCGGCGGCGGCCAAGGAGAGGGAUAUAAAUUCUCCUGAACCAGCGGUUUCUUUUGCACAGAACAAGGUACCGGAACAGAAUUUCCCUUUUACACAGCUUCCCAAGAAGAAAGCCAGCACUGCACCUACAAUUCGAAACCGGCCACUGACUGGAAGAAAAGGGAAAAGGCCUCUCUUAAGUACAAAAUCAAGAUUACAGGUUGACCCAAGCAAUACCGAUGUUGCUGCUCCAGGAUGCUCCCUGACAAAACUAAUUGGGAAAAUUGAAGGACAGCUGGAAGAAGGAAACCUGCCUGAUCUGGAAGAUAAUCUUAUCCCAAGUACAGGGUGUGAACUUGGAGCAGAGGCCCAGAUCCGGUUCCUAAAGGCAAAGCUGCGUGUGAUGCAAGAGGAGCUGGACGCCGUUGGGCAAGAAUGCAGCAAGAAGGAAGGAGAGAAUGAAAAUUUGAGCAGCCGUCUUAAGGAGAUUGAAGAAGAACGUGGCCGGCUGCAACGUGCAGCCAGCCUUCACCAGUCCCAGGCAGAAAAGUACAAACUGCUAUCAGAGGAAGCCUCCCGAAAAAGCGAGGCUCUGCAGCAGAAACUCUCCACGCUGGAAAAGGAACUGGAGAAUCUGAAGCGAGCACAAAAACAAGCUGCGGCAACCCAGAGCACGACGGACAUUCGCUUGAACCGAGCUCUUGAGGAAGCUGAGAAAUACAAAAUGGAGCUGAAUAAACUCAAGCAAAGUAACAAGGAUGUGGUCAACCAAGAGCAUAAAAAGCUUGAAGAACUAAAAAUUGAAAAUAAGAGACUGGAGAAACAAAAAGAGGAGCUAGUGGCAGGUUUCAAGAAGCAAUUAAAACUUAUCGACAUUUUAAAAAGACAAAAGAUGCACAUUGAAUCUGCCAAGAUGCUCUCUUUUACUGAAGAGGAAUUUAUGAAGGCUCUGGAGUGGGGCAACUCUUAAUUCAAUACACAGCAUCCCCCCUCUACAGAAGAGUGAAAUUGAACCACACCUUUUUCGGGGGGGGGGGGGCGGGGGAGGCACAGUAUAUGCUUUACGCUAUUGGCUUCUUCCCACCAAUGUUUUUGCUAAUAGCUCUUUUCUCAUUCUCCAUCACUUAGGGUUAAUCUAACUCUUUGCCAACUCUUUUAAUUGAUAGCUGUCAUUAAACUUCUAGAC